AUGGCCGGCGGCGAUAUUCUCCUCCGCACCCACGGCGGCCUCCCCGUCCUCGCCAGGGCCUCCCCUCGCAGCCUCCGCCUCCGUCUUACAGCCAGCGGCCGUCGAGCCCCUUCUUCCCUGGCCGCCGCCAAGGUCGACAUCGGCGACGUCGUCAGCCAGCUCCGGUCGGGAAGCGCCCGCGGCGCGGCCGACCCGAAGAGGCAGCGGAGGGUCUCGGAAGGCAGACUUGCGUUUCCCAGGGUUGUCACGAGCAGGAUAAGGGGUGCCGAGGAGGAAGGGGAAGGGGAGGCUCCGCAAUUGGACGCGGAGAAGAUUGGCGGCGAGGCGGGUGGCGUGGAUGGCUCCUACCUCAGCGAGACACGGUUUGAUCAGUGUGCUAUUUCUGAAUUAUCACUGAAAGGCGUCAAAGAUGCUGGAUAUGGAAGGAUGACCCAGGUGCAGGAGGCAACUCUGCCAGUAAUCCUUCAAGGGAAAGAUGUUCUUGCAAAAGCGAAGACAGGAACAGGAAAAACCGUUGCCUUUUUGCUGCCAGCCAUUGAGGUUCUCUCUAAAUUACCCAGUUCUCAACGGAGUCAGUUGCGGUCGUCUAUAAAUUUGCUUGUGAUGUGCCCUACUAGAGAGCUUGCAAACCAAGUCGCUGUUGAGGCCAAAAAGCUUCUCAAGUAUCAUCGCUCGCUAGGUGUUCAGGUUGUAAUUGGUGGCACAAGAAUAACUCAAGAGCAACGUAACAUGCAGGCUAACCCGUGUCAGAUUCUUGUUGCUACACCUGGAAGGCUUAAGGAUCAUCUUGAGAACACACCUGGUUUUUCUACUCGGCUCAAAGGGGUGAAGGUUCUUGUUCUUGAUGAAGCUGACCGCCUACUUGACAUGGGAUUCAGAAGAGAUAUUGAAAAAAUUAUGGCUGCCACUCCUAAAGACCGUCAGACACUGCUGUUUUCUGCUACUGUUCCAGAAGAGGUCUGUCAAAUUUCUCACGUAGCAAUGAGGAAGGACUAUAGGUUCAUUAACACCGUUAAAGAGGGUGACGAGGAGACACAUUCACAGAUGUAUAUGAUCGCACCACUUGAUCUGCACUUCUCUAUAUUAUAUGAUGUACUGAAGAAGCAUGUCGCAGAUGAUGCGGACUACAAAGUGAUUAUAUUCUGUACUACUGCAAUGGUCACGAAACUUGUUGCUGAAGUUCUCUCCCAGCUGAAACUGAAUAUAAGAGAGAUUCAUUCCAGAAAGUCACAAUCUGCAAGAACUAAGGUCUCGGAUGAAUUCAGAAGGUCAAAGGGUGUGAUAUUAGUUAGUUCUGAUGUAUCUGCCCGUGGUGUUGAUUAUCCUGAUGUCACCCUUGUCAUACAGGUUGGGAUUCCUGCUGGUAGAGAACAGUAUAUACAUAGAAUUGGUAGGACAGGACGGAAAGGCAAGGAAGGGCAGGGCCUCUUACUGUUGGCUCCCUGGGAAAGCCAUUUUCUUACCAGCGUGAAAGAUCUGUCGGUAUCAGAGGCUGUGACGCCUUCAGUUGAUUCAAGCACUCAAACAGAAGUGAAAGGUGCACUCAGAAGAGUAGAGAUGAAGAGCAAGGAAUCAGCAUAUCAAGCAUGGUUAGGGUACUACAACUCAAACAAGACCAUUGGUGGUAACAAGUCCAGACUUGUUACUCUCGGCGAAGAGUUCAGCCGGAGCAUGGGACUUGCGGCCCCACCAGCCAUACCCAAGCUCAUUCUUCGUAAGAUGGGUCUUAGCAAAGUUCCUGGCUUUCGAUCUACAUAG
Messenger RNA from Triticum turgidum subsp. durum (durum wheat), 1758 nucleotides. The record is from the annotation of a GenBank genome assembly. Lineage: Eukaryota; Viridiplantae; Streptophyta; Magnoliopsida; Poales; Poaceae.